Adineta ricciae is the source of this 4785-nucleotide messenger RNA. Lineage: Eukaryota; Metazoa; Rotifera; Eurotatoria; Adinetida; Adinetidae. The record is from the annotation of a GenBank genome assembly.
AUGACAGAGCCCCAGCACAGCACAUCAGAUUUUGUUACAGAAGCACGUGACUCACUAGCUUCGGAACAAUUUAAUGUUAAUCCAGCCUUUUCUUCUACACAGAACAUCGAUGAUGAUGUAUCACAUACAGUUUUCAAAACAGGGAGAUUAACACUGCUACCUACGAUACUUCAACAAACAAAGGAAUCUGAAAGUAACAAUUCUUCCGCAGAAGAGACUCUAAUUCCAUUAAAUCAAGGUAGUUCUUUAUCUAACACACGGGAGCACUCGAGUAAAUCUGAUUGUUCUCCACAAAGUAAUUUAGCAAGUCGAUUCGCUAAUUUAAAAAUUGAUGAUGUUCACGAAAAGUCAAAUUCUAAUGAUGAUCAACAAAUUGGAGAGGAUUCCUUUGAUGUUUUCAUAUUAAACCAUUUCACUCAGUAUACCGGUCGCGAAGAUGUCAUUCAAUGGCUUGAUGACACUGAAGAAAAAUUCAAAAAGUUUGAUAUAGGUAGACACGCUCGAUUUGCUGCCAUAUCCUUUUUAGUGGCAGGCGAAGCUAAACGACGUUACAUUCGAUGUCGAGCAUCAAUAAGAUCUUUUGAUGAUUUCUACGCAUUUAUGCUAACGGAAUUCGAUUCUUCAUCUAUUUCCUCCUCAUCAGCUGCUACUCAUCAUGUUCGAUUCACGAAUGAUACUUUGCCAGAAAAGAAUAGUCAUACCUCUAUUGCCUCACCUCAUAAACAACUUUCAACUGACUUUAUGUCGGACACUUUCGAUCCAUUAUUUUCUUCGGUAACUACUUCAGUAGUCCAAAGUGAUGUUGCCGCUCCUACACACAGCAAAUCAGCUAUAAAUUCCACUAUUUCUUCUCAAGCUUCUUCUAAUUUUGAACUUGAUCAAACUCUGAAUGAUCUUCGUAAAGCUAUUGUAGGAGAUUUCAUCAAAAAUCCUAAGGUAUUCAAAGGCGGUAAAGACGAUGUUAAGAAAUGGAUCGAAAACAUCGAACACCUCUUUGAUUUAGCACACUUACCCGAAUCUAUUCGUUUGGAUCUAAUUUCUUAUUCGCUGCGCGGUGACGCAUUAGAUUGGUUUAAGAAUAAUCGUUCUUCAUUUACUUCGUGGACUCUUUUUGUUACAGAGCUGAAACGAGCAUUUACUUCAUCUUUUCACGAAGAACUAGCUUUCAAAAAGUUGGAGUCCUAUUCUCAAACAGAAACUCAAUCGAUUCGUAACUUUGUCAAUGAAGUAUUGAAGCUUUGUAAAGAAGCUGACCCAACCAUGAGUGAGGCUACGAAACUAAAAAAUCUGUUAAAUAAAACUAAGCCUUCUAUUCAAUAUGAGGUGCGCAAGAAAAAACCUCAGUCAACCAGCGAAUUUCUUGAGUUUGCGAAGGAAGCUGAAGAGCUUAUGCAAUUAUCAAAUUUACCUUUUCCUAGUGCUCUUGGCGUACCGCAUGAUUCGUUCUCGCCAUCUACAUCUACAUCUAUUGUUCCUUCGUAUUCUGCUUCCCAACAUAACUAUGGGUAUACAAGUUCUCGUAACUCUAAUAAUAGAAAUCAAGGUUCGAACCGUCGAAAUUUUUCUCCUCAACAACGGAAUUUUCCUUCUCAACCGAGAAAUUUUUCUAACUCAUCGGUUCCAGCAUCCCAGAGUCGGUCGACUCCCAACCCCAUUUUUUCACAACAGUCUCUGCCGCGUAAUUCAGCUCCUAUCUCUACUACUAGUAAUCCUCCUCGCCCUCUUAUGACACACUCCAAUACUAACAACACAACGCCCCUCCGGCAACCUACCGUUAAUGUUAUUGAUCUAGCUCAAUCAAUUGAUCACAUUGAUCUUAUAUCAAAUGAACUCUCAUCCGUUCUCUGUAGUCGUUACCCGGAGACAUCGAUAGAUGGUGUUGUCUCCGGGCAUGUUUUUUCAAACCCAUCAAAAUCUUCUCUAAUCUAUUUCACUGCUUAUGUCAAUCAACUUUCUACGCCAAUUCUACUUGAUACCGGAGCAACAACAACUUUCAUUCAUAAACAUCUAUUAGAACAAUUUCCCCAUUAUACGAUGAUUGACAGCACCCAUUCUUCCUUCGUUUUAGCUGACGGAGUCGCCCCGUUUCAUGUAUUAGGUACGGUCGUUCUAACUCUUCAAUUUGCUCACAUGAUGACUACAGUCACCGCUCAGAUAGCUGAUAAUCUAUGUACCAAUAUGAUUUUAGGCAUGGAUUAUAUAAAUCAGUAUAAUCUUAGCUUUAAUGUAGCCCGUCAAACUAUAUCCAUUGAGUACGAUAGUCAAAUUGCUACUAUACGUAUGGAUACAGAACACACAGUGAGAAAUGAUAAUCGUCUCGGCUAUAUCAAUUAUGGCGACACAUCUCGUUUCAUUCCUAUCAUCUUUCCCACUACUUCAGUAUCAUUCGAUGCUAUCAGUAUUCCUGAUACACGCACAGAUCCGUUGUAUUAUCCGGCCAAUGUAUCAGCUGCUUCUUCUUCUCAUGGUUCGACCAUAUCAUUUGGUCCGUACCAUCAUUCUUUUCCUUCUACUCACUCCUUCACCUGUAAUGCAAUUAAUGCACUACCCGAGUCGGUAGUAAAGUCUAUUGAUCAGUUAGUCCAAUCGAUCGAUGAUCCAUCCGGUCGAGACCAAUUAUAUCGAUUACUUAUUAAGUUUCCAUCAUCUUUUGACGUUCGUACACAUAAUAUUGCUAACACAUCUAUUCAUCAUGUUAUAAAUACAGUUCCGCACUCUCCACCCGCUUGUAAACCUUACCCACAACCUGACAAAGAUCACACCCUGUAUGAUUUAAUACAGGAAUUUUUACAGGCAGGUCUGAUCUCUGAAUCUCAUUCUCCCUAUGCUGCACCGGCCAUGCUUGUUAAAAAGAAAGAUGGAACCCAUCGAUUUGUGGUUGAUUACAAGCGAUUGAAUUUAGUUACGAUUAAGGAUUCUUCACCUUUACCUAAUAUGGAAGAAACGCUUCGUCAGUUAGGUACAGGUUAUCGUUAUUUUUCUAAAUUGGACCUCAAAUCCGGAUUUUAUCAAAUUCCGAUCCGUGACGAGGAUAAAGCCAAAACCGCAUUUGUUACGUCCUUUGGAUUAUUCCAGUAUAAUGUUCUACCUAUGGGUCUGAAGAACUCGCCACCUACCUUCCAAAAAGUCAUGACCGACACAUUGAAAUCCUGUCGUUCCUUUUCCUCGGUAUAUCUCGAUGAUAUCAUUAUUUUUUCUAAGUCUUUUGAAGAACAUUUAGCACAUUUAGAAAGAGUUCUUAUUGCAUUACAAGCUAAGAAUUUAGUUCUUAACCCUCCUAAAUGUGUUUUCGCUGCUCAAGAAAUUGAUUACCUCGGACACACAGUUAGCCAAUAUGGUCUUAAACCUCUGCAAGAACGCAUUGAUACUAUUUUAGCACUUAAAGAACCUAAAACUCUUGCUCAGGCUAAUAAGUUUAUCGGCUCUUUGAGCUGGUAUAGAAAGUUUAUUCCUGAUUUUGCUACCGUUGCCGCUCCUAUACACGCAGUCACUAAUCUUACUAAAGCAAAUCGACAUAAGUUUCACUGGAGAUAUGCACAAUCACAGGCAUUCACAACUCUGAAACAGAUGCUCGUUAGCACGCCACUUUUUCUUCAUUUUCCGGUUGAUGACGUUCCUGUAAUGUUGACAACUGAUGCUAGUAAUAUUGGUAUAGGUGGAGUACUACAACAGGAAAUCCAUGGUGAGAUUCAUAAUUUGUAUUACCAUUCUCAACUGAUGACUACAUGUGAACGUAAAUAUAGCACUAUAGAGAAAGAAGCACUCGCUAUAUACAAAUGUUUCGCACGCAUGCGUACAUUUUUGUUAGGUCGCAGCAUCAUUUUACGUACUGAUCAUUGUCCUCUUUGUCAUCUCAUGGAAAAAUCAGUACAUAAUGCACGUGUCGAACGUAUUACUCACCUUCUUCAGGAAUAUAAUAUCGAUCAAGUCAUACACAUCAAAGGCAGCGAGAACUGCCUUCCUGAUUUUCUUUCUCGUUAUUCUCCUGAUCCACAUGAUGAACUUUUCGAGAUCGAAUAUGGUCUAGCCAGUAAACAAGGUCUCCUUGCGGCAAUGACACUUCGAUCACACACUAAUAAGAAUAGGUUGACCUCUGAUGCGCAGACAAACGAUAGGGAUAAUGUCAGCGAAAGCGAUCCAGAUCAAAUUGUUUCUCCGCCAGUGUCACCUAAACACUUUUCCACUAAUUAUUUCGAUAUCAGUCAGCUACAAGCAGAACAACGAAAUGAUCCUGCUAUACAGACUAUUGUACAUCAACUUUCUGAUGGUGUACCGAAUCUCGAUUUUGUAUUUAAGGAUGACCUUCUCUAUAAGAUGAUCAAACCUUCGCGACAUUCUAAACGUAAAAUAGCAGUUGUCUAUUUACCUUUGUCUAUGGAGCCAUUCUUAAUUCGAGCGUGUCACGAUGAUCCUAUGAUAGGCGCGCAUUUUUCGUUUGAACGCACCUAUCGGAAGAUUAAAAACCUUUAUUGGUGGCCGUCUAUGAAAUCGGCUAUUAGACGAUACAUACAGUCUUGUCUAUUAUGUAAACAGCAUAAUAUUAGCCGCCUUAAGAAACCUGGUCAUCUACAUUCCCUUAAUCCACCUGAGGGUCCCUUUCUGAUGAUCGGUAUUGACUAUUGUGGUCCCUUGAAACCGACACCCCAUCUAAACGGUGCAAUUGUUCUUUCAACAAUUGAACGAGAGCGUGAAAGUAUUCGUGAUACUGACUGUACUAACCUAUCGGGUUCAUCUGGUCGUCCAAAAGCAAUUCAUACUAACAGAGCUAUACGUGUGAAUUCUUGA